AGUGUAAACUGGCCUCCCGUUGCUGUGAAAUCCGGGAGAUGCUGCUGUCCUCGCGGCUUUGUGCAGAUUCUUUACCGUCUCCACGACAACCACAACCUGACGCAACUUACGCCCCUCCUCCAUUCAAGCCUCUCAUCUCAUUCAAGAAACAAGUGUGGAGUAAGAGCAGUGUUAUUGAGCAGGACGCGAGGAGUACAAGUGCCUGACAAACUCCUGUGAAGCCCCACAGACACACCAUCCUGGUUACUGCAAGCAAAUCCAAAGGUCUACUGUAUCUUUAUUGAUCCAACAAGGCAAUGAGAUCAUCUGACCACUUAAAUUGAUUUUCACUGUUUAUUUUUGGCAACUUUAACCACUUCCUCAAAAGGCCAUGGAUGCCAGCUCAAUACCUCAGAUUAAUAUAGAGAACUGUGAUGGCCUUGAGGUUGCCCCAGAUGAUCAUUUGAGAAACCUGAAAGCAUUGACUGAGAAGCUCAGGCUUGAGACCAGAAGGCCGUCCUAUCUUGAGUGGAAGGAACAAGUGGAAGCUCAAAGCUCCAAAGGCUUAGCCGUGUCAGAGGGCUCAUCAGAGCUGGAGAAAGGUGCUGGACUGAAGCCUGACGUCACACCUCAGAAUUCCCAAGUGACUGCAGGAAAUGCCCUGAUUUCUAGAAGCCUUGGAGGAUUUGAUAAUAUUGAUGAAGCUCUGGUUUGGCUUAGAAAAGAACUGAUGGAGAUGCGCAUCCAGGACCAGCAGUUGGCCCGCCAACUUAUGCGACUACGCGGUGACAUCAACAAACUCAAAGUGGAGCAGACGUGUCACCUGCAUCGCCGGAUGCUCAACGACGCCACCUUUGGCCUGGAGGAGCGUGACGAGCUGUCGGAUCUUCUGUGUGAUGGACCCGUCACUCCAGGGUUUGGACUCUCUUCACCACUGCGCCUCAUUGGUGUCACCAAGAUGAACAUCAACUCCAGACGCUUUUCCCUUUGCUAGCCAUUUAACAUGUGACCCAGCUGCGAAAGAAAAGAAUUAGUCACUCAAAAAGUGAAUGAUCUUAGACAGCUGUUUUGGAACCCAAGAGAACUGUUGUCACAGAACAUCCUGUGAAUCUUGCUCUAUGUUCUUGUGCCAGUGAAACCUUUUCAGUUAAUCAAAUGAACAAUAGACAAUGACUUCUAAAAAAAAUGUCUGAUCCACUAGCCAUGGCUCCAUGCCUUAGAUACAGUCCUUGUUGUGGUCAUGAGAUAUCAAAUGAUGUUGCUUACCACACACAUGCUCUGUUUCAAAACCUUGUAAACUAUCAAAUGUGUAACGACUGUUCCAAUAUAGGUAUCUUAAUUAUAGUGCCUCCAAGACACCUUGCCAAAUUCUAAGGCAGCAUUCAUGGUGAAAGCAAUCCCAUAAUGCAUUGCAAUAAGCUCAGUGAAGACUGCGGACAAGGCAUUAGAAAUGUUGAUUAUUAAUAAACGUACAUAUCAUUUAA
Molecule: messenger RNA, 1463 nt
Organism: Cyprinus carpio (common carp)
Lineage: Eukaryota; Metazoa; Chordata; Actinopteri; Cypriniformes; Cyprinidae
Product: protein FAM167A-like
Source: RefSeq, a predicted model, not a curated record